Messenger RNA from Aspergillus ibericus CBS 121593, 1502 nucleotides. RefSeq lists its product as uncharacterized. The transcript has 2 exons. The coding region runs from base 1 to 1410 and encodes 469 amino acids. The record is from RefSeq and is a predicted model, not a curated record. NCBI's taxonomy places the organism in Eukaryota, Fungi, Ascomycota, Eurotiomycetes, Eurotiales, Aspergillaceae.
AUGGCCGUCUAUUCUAUGACAAGCGUUAACCCUCCUCAGGGCAUGUAUGCCCAGGACUAUGAAAUGGUCGAUGCUGCCUACCAUCCGGGCAAUCCAGAACCCGUCGAGCCUCGUGACGUGACCUCCUUCCAUCCCGAUCAGCAAGCCUGGUCGUGGGACAAUCUUCCGGAUAUCCUGUAUCAACUCAAGCCCAUUGGCCCUAAGAGCAAAGUGGAACCGCCGCGCAUGAGCUAUCCGAUCCACGGGAAAUAUCUUCGAGAUCUCCCUGUCCUGCCCGAUCACAUUGCUUCAGAUGUUGAGGAAUUCCGUGUCGAGGCCUGGAUGCGAUCGGAUAGGCGCAUUCGCCUAAGCGACAUCGUCGACCGGAUGGCCGAUAAAUUCAGAAUUGCGCCCAAUGCCCUGCAGCAGCGCGGCGGCCGCUUCCGACAGGCGUUCCGAAUGCUUGCCUGGGAUUCUGGAAACAAAUUGAGCCGGGAUCUCGAAGCCGGGCUUCUCAUGGAACUCAUGGAGCAUGGAAUCGAUCCUCUGCUGAAUACUACCCGAGGUCUUACCCCCGGAUUGAUUAACCCUGCCCUUGGCGAAGCUGGGGGGCGCAUCGACCUUCCAUCUACUUACUCUCCCGAUAGGCGCAAGAAGCGCAGACGCUCGCCGCGGACUGAGCAACCAAAGCAAAUGCCUAGCAAACAGAAAAAGAAGUUGGUCAAAACGGCCCAAGCGGCGCUCCGCGUUUUUCAGAGAGUUGGACCAGCGCCCCAGAGCGUUGAGCUGCCUGCCGUGGUCUCUAGCCAUUGCAGCGUUCCUGAAUUCGAGAUGCACGGGAUGGUUAAUGUCUGCAACGCCGUCGACGAAGCCCCCGUUGUCGCCGAGGUUCCAGCAGUUGGUCAACCGAGCAUCUGCCAUGAGUGGCCAGUGUCCGUUGAAGAAGCCCAGGUUGGCCAGCUUUAUACACUCGUUCCAUUUGAAGAACAUUUGGACGAGCCAACUGGGCCGAUGCCGAUCUUUUGUCACGAUAUCCCGGAUGAUGAACUGUCCGAGACAGUCUGUCUGGAGGACAUUGAUUUGUCUCGCGGUGUCAAGAAACCGUGCCGCCGUCGGGAACCGGUGUCGAAGACGGCUGGACGCAGGGCGGCAGCCGGUAAGAGAAGACCCAACAUGUUGAGAUAUCCCGAGUCCGGAUUGAAGACUUUAUUCGACACUUUUGAUGACAGCUCGCUUCCCCCAAAGCCCAUUCACGUUCAGUAUGCACCUGGGGAGAUUUCGCAGCCCACCAACGGGCUUUACCAGAUGAAACAACCCCUUUUCCUGGGCAUGUUCCCCGCGUAUUCCCACCACAGGGUCUUUGAUUUUUGCCUCCAGUCCUACCAUAAUGGGGAAAGAUACGUCUGUGACAUGCCUGUCCUCACUACAUAAGACGAUCGCAUCUCAUCUUGCGCUUGUUUUCUUUAUUUUUUUUCUUUUUGCUCUCGUUGGCUUUUAUAACGCCUUCCUGCUUGAUUUAGCCA